Leptopilina heterotoma is the source of this 654-nucleotide messenger RNA. Its product is annotated as tubulin polymerization-promoting protein homolog. The transcript has 2 exons. NCBI's taxonomy places the organism in Eukaryota, Metazoa, Arthropoda, Insecta, Hymenoptera, Figitidae. Gene Ontology annotation, molecular function: tubulin binding. The coding region runs from base 25 to 342 and encodes 105 amino acids. Gene Ontology annotation, biological process: microtubule polymerization. The record is from RefSeq and is a predicted model, not a curated record.
GAUGAAAUUAUACCUUUGGACGAGAUGUUUGAAGCUUACUGUGAAAUGGAUCCUCUUUCAAAUUCAAUGGGAAAAAAUCUACUGCCAUUAUCACAAAGUGACAAGUGGUUAUCGAAAGCAAGAAUUCUGGAUAUGAAUAAAUUAACCACAACUGACACUGGUUUGUGUUUCUUUAAAUUUCGAAAAAGAGCAUUAAAUUUUGAAGAAUAUCUUUCAUAUUUAGAAGAUUUGGCUAAUACGAAAACUCUCGAUUUAGAAGAUAUGAAAUAUAAGAUGCAAACUGUCAGGGAACCAUUAAUACUUGAAAAGAGAAGAAAAGGCGAAAAGAAUAAGGCAAACUAAUAAUUUUUAAAUUCUAUAUACAAUUUUAUUUUCAUUUUAUUUUCAAUAGAAUAAUUUUUAAAAGACACUCUUGAAUUUUCUUUUUACAAAUUUCACUUUCGUUUUUAUCCCACUAUCUUUAAAUUUGUCGUGAAUAAAUAAUUUAAUAAACAAUCACGAUUUAAUUUUUAAAAACAAAUAUUUAAAUUUUUAAAUAUUGUUAGAAACAAAAACAUCCAAAUUAAAUAACUAUUGAAGUUUCAUACAAUGCUUAUUUGAUAUCACGAAAAUAUUCGCGGGUAACAAUAAAUAUACAAUUAUCACAAAAAAAAA